AUGACGGUGUCCAAGAAGGCCGACUACGAUGCAGUCGUCGUCGGUGCUGGCUUCAGUGGCAUUCGGACCAUCUGGGAACUGGUCCAACUGGGUCUGACGGUCAAAUGCUUCGAGGCCGGGUCGGAUGUUGGUGGUGCCUGGUAUUGGAAUUGCUAUCCUGGCGCUCGAACUGAUAGCGAGGCUUGGGUCUACCGACUCAACUUUGAUCCGAAAAUCAAGGAUGAAUGGGGCUACCAGGAGCGAUAUCCGUCGCAGCAAGACGUUCAGCGCCAUUUGAGGCAUGUUACUGACCAGUACAAUUUACGCCAGUACAUCACGUUUGACAGCCGGGUCAAGAGCGCACACAUCGGUGAAAACAACGUCUGGACCAUCACCACGGUGGAUGGCAAGACGACGACUUGUCGCUACUUUCUGCCGGCCACGGGACCUUUGUCGAUCGCAAAGGAACCCCCAUUUCCCGGGCUGAAAUCUUACCAGGGCGAGUGGUACCAGGCGGCCAUCUGGCCCAAGAAGAAGAUAGAUUUCCGCGGUAAGCGGAUCGCGGUCAUAGGCACGGGGGCCACCGGCGUCCAGAUCAUCCCCAAGAUUGCGCCCGCCGCCAAACAUCUGACCGUGUUUCAACGUACACCAAACUACGUGCUCCCAGGUCGAAACUACGUCAUUGACGAACAUCAGGCCGCAGACAUCAGGCAGAAGCACGAGGAUACGUGGGACCACGCAUCGAGACAGAGCUCGGGCUUGGCCAUGUAUAGGUCGGGUCGGACACUUCAGAGUGUCGGGGAUGCCGACAAGAUCAGGCAGAUCUUUGACGCCGGUUGGGAGUGCGGUGGCUUCCACUUUCAGUUUGAGACGUUCGACGACCUCUUUACGAGUAAAGAGGCGAACGAGGCCGCCUCGGAGUACAUCCGCCAGAAGAUUCGCGCCGUGGUCCAGAACCCCGAGACGGCGGAGAAGCUCUGCCCUAAAUAUCCCUUCCUGUCUAAACGCCCGCCGUGCGGCCACUUUUAUUACGAGGCGUUCAAUCGACCCAACGUCGAGCUGGUCGACAUCAGCCGCGACGACCUCGAGCUCUACGAAAAGGGCAUCCGUACCAGCUCGGGUGGGGAGUACGAAUUCGAUAUGAUUAUCUUCGCCUUGGGCUUCGACGCCGCCACCGGUGCGCUGAGCGAGAUGGACGUCAGAGGCAGCCAGGGCGUAUCGCUCGGCGAUGUCUGGGCGAAGCAACUCGAAACCUAUGCCGGCGUCCUCGUGCGUGGAUUCCCCAAUAUGUUCUUGGUCUGUGGCCCCCACAUCCCCUUUGGAAACAUGCCCGUCGUGCUGGACAUCCAAGUCAAAUGGAUCGGCCACACGAUCCGUCAUAUGGAGGACAAGAGACUGGCCAAGGUCGACGUGUCCGAGGAGGCCAUGGCCCAGUGGUCUUCUCACUUGCAUGAGGCGUUCGAGGCCACCCUCUUCGCCGAGUCGGCCAAGGCCGCCGGGGCCUGGUUCGUCGGCGCAAAUAUCCCCGGCAAGGCUUCUGAUAUUCUGUUCUAUUUUGGCGGCGUCCCGGCGUGGGCAGCUUGGUUGGAGAACGAGAGAGAGGCCGGAUGGCCGAGCCUCGACUUCGGUGCUGGAGAAGAAGUCCCGAAUGGCCAUAGAGUGAACGGUGAUAUCACGAUCGAUUCGCGCGAGCUGGUGGGUGGUCGUGUCUGA
Fonsecaea pedrosoi CBS 271.37 is the source of this 1692-nucleotide messenger RNA. RefSeq lists its product as uncharacterized. Lineage: Eukaryota; Fungi; Ascomycota; Eurotiomycetes; Chaetothyriales; Herpotrichiellaceae. Gene Ontology annotation, molecular function: flavin adenine dinucleotide binding; NADP binding; N,N-dimethylaniline monooxygenase activity. The transcript is spliced from 2 exons. The record is from RefSeq and is a predicted model, not a curated record. The coding region runs from base 1 to 1692 and encodes 563 amino acids.